This is a messenger RNA of Rhagoletis zephyria (snowberry fruit fly), 1491 nucleotides long. RefSeq names its product competence protein ComM-like. Lineage: Eukaryota; Metazoa; Arthropoda; Insecta; Diptera; Tephritidae. The record is from RefSeq and is a predicted model, not a curated record. Gene Ontology annotation, molecular function: DNA binding; ATP hydrolysis activity; ATP binding.
AUGAUAGCAAGUAUAAAUACUGUGGCGCUUCAGGGGAUUAAUACAGUAAAUGUUAACGUGCAAGUUCACAUGGCCAAUGGAAUACCGGCUUUUAAUAUCGUUGGACUGCCCGAUAAGACUGUAGCUGAGUCUAAAGAGCGCAUUAGAGCAGCAUUAAAUUCAAUAAAUUUACUGUUACCUGCAAAGAGAAUUACCGUGAAUCUUUCUCCUGCAGAUUUGCUGAAGGAAGGCAGCCAUUAUGACUUAGCUAUUGCCAUCGGAUUACUUGUUGUCAUGAAUGUUAUAUCAGUAGAAAAGGCUAACUCACACAUCAUUAUGGGUGAGCUUGCUCUUGAUGGAAGAGUGAUGCCGGUUUCAGGAGUAUUACCAGCGGCGAUUCAUGCAAAGCGAGAAAAUAAAGGAGUAAUUUGCCCGCGGGAGAAUGGUGCAGAAGCUGCAUGGGUAAAGGAUAUCUCGAUUUUAGCUGUAGAAAAGAUAAUUGAUAUUAUAAAACAUUUCAAAGGUGAUCAAUCAAUUCAGCCGGUAGCUUUUCAAUUGCCCAGGGAGAAGAGAUCAAUUUGUGAUAUGAGAGAUAUAAAAGGUCAAAUUGUUGCAAAAAGAGCGGCUGAAAUUGCAGCAGCAGGUGGACAUAAUAUGCUUCUUGUUGGUCCGCCGGGUACGGGUAAAUCAAUGCUUGCUAAACGCUUUAUGGGGCUUCUUCCUGAUUUGAGUGAAUUAGAGAUGAUAGAUAUCAGUGUAAUUUCUAGUAUCACAAAUGGAACAUUUGAAAUGGUGCGUCCUUUUCGUGAGCCUCAUCAUUCGUGUUCCAUGCCUGCAAUGAUAGGAGGUGGAAGAAACGCGAAGCCUGGAGAGGUUACUAUGGCACAUAACGGUGUGUUGUUUCUCGAUGAAUUGCCUGAAUUUCCAAGAUCGGUGCUUGAUUCUCUGCGUCAACCGCUUGAGGAUAGAAAGGUGACCAUCGCAAGAGCGAAUGCUCAUAUUACUUAUCCCGCUAAUUUCCAACUGGUAGCUGCAAUGAAUCCGUGCAGGUGUGGACAUUUGGGUGAUACGAACAGAACAUGCAACAGAGCUCCAAAGUGUGGAAUGGAUUAUAGGAACAAAAUAUCUGGACCGCUGCUUGAUAGAAUAGAUAUAUAUGUUGAAAUGCCAAAUGUUAAUAUACUUUCUCCUGAAAUCUCUGCAGAAGGGGAGAGAACUGAAGCUAUUAGAAAACGAGUAGUAGCGGCAAGAAAUAUACAAAUUGAACGUUACGCUAACUGUGAUACGCGGUGCAAUGCAGAGGUAAAUGGUGACGCACUCAACAAAUUUGCUCAACCUGAUCAGUCUGGAUUAGAACUUUUAAAAUAUGUAUUAAAAGAAAAUUAUAUAUCCAAUAGAGGCUAUACACGUGUGUUAAAAGUUGCAAGAACUAUAGCUGAUCUUGCAAAUAGCGAAGCAGUGAAGAGGGAACACAUUGCCGAAGCAUUGAGCUAUAGGAUGAUUAAAUAUUAA